AUGGAAUCAGUGAAACCAUCAGCAGUAACAACCCCAAGCAAGAAACUAGCUAGAAACUUUGCGAAAGUUCUUCAUCUCAGAGCAUUUCUGAAGAAUGUUACUAUAUCUGAAACAAAUCCAAAAGAUGAAACAACUGCAAUCAAUUGGUCUGAAUCAUUCAACAAAGUUGAUGAAGAUGAAGAGCUUCAAGAGCAAAGAGUUGCAACAGAAGCACUUCUCGCGAAGGUUUUCGCUAGCGUUUCGACUGUUAAAGGUGCUUAUGCUGAGUUACAGCAUUUUCAAUCACCUUUUGAUCCUGAUGGAAUUGAAGCUUCUGAUAAACUGCUAGUUUCUGAGCUGAAGCAUUUGUCUGAGCUAAAGCAGUGUUACUUGAAGAAACAGUUUGAUCCUUCACCGGAGAAAGCCAUACUUGAAGCUGAAUCGAAGGAGACUAAAGGUGUUAUAAGAACCUAUGAGAUUACGGCGAAGAAGUUGGAGUCACAGGUUAGGCUCAAAGAUUCUGAGAUUAUGUUUCUUAAAGAGAAAUUAGUGGAAGCUAAUAGUCAUAACAAGUUAAUCGAGAAAAGAUUGAAUCAAAGUGAAUCGUUGUCUUCUCUAGAUAAUAAUGUUCACAUAUCAGGGUUAAGUCCUAGCCAUUUUGCUAGCAUUCUUCGUCACACGGUUAAAUCGAUUAGAAACUUUGUGAGGUUAGUUGUUGGUGAAAUGAGAUCUGCAAAAUGGGAUAUUGAUGCUGCUGUCGAUGCUAUCGAACACAAUGUUGUUUACUUCGUAGAAGAUCACAAGUGUUUCGCAAUCGAAUCCUUUGUUUGCAAAGAAAUGUUUGACGCGUUUCACUUCCCAAAUUUCAAUCUUCCGAGUGAGUUACUUCCAGAUGACAGAACCAAUCAACAAAACUGGUUCUUUCAGAACUUCAACGAGCUGAAAUCAACAAAAGUUAAAGACUUUCUUACCGCGAAACCACGUUCAUCUUUUGCCAAAUUCUGCAAGAACAAAUAUUUGAGACUGGUUCAUCCGAAAAUGGAGGUAUCGUUUUUCGGAAACAUGAAUCACAGAAACUUUAUAAGCAAUGGCGAGUUUCCAAAAAGUGAUUUUUUCGCAGCCUUUGGUGAAAUGGCGAAAAGGGUUUAUCUAUUACAUUGUUUAGCAUUCUCAUUUGAAGAUCAAGCUGAGAUAUUUCAAGUUUCAAAAGGGUGUAGAUUUUCUGAUGUGUACAUGGAAAGUGUGAACGAUGAAAUCUUCAUGUGUGCAAAUUCAGACAAGACAACAACAAUUGUUGAACCAGAAGAAGAACCUGUUGUUGGUUUCACCGUUGUUCCUGGUUUUAGAAUUGGUAAAACUUUUUUACAGUGUCUAGUUUACCUCAUGCAGAAGAAAAGUUCAUAG
Vicia faba (fava bean) is the source of this 1383-nucleotide messenger RNA. The record is from the annotation of a GenBank genome assembly. Lineage: Eukaryota; Viridiplantae; Streptophyta; Magnoliopsida; Fabales; Fabaceae.